GGCUCCUGCACAUGCCAGGCGCUGACCGCUGCUCUUGGGACCCUAAGGGAAGUAGAGGCAGCAGAGGGUAACAGAAAUCUCAGGUCCCUCGGUGUUGGUGGACGAUGGGUGUGUAGUCGUGGUACUUCACGCCUUCGUGUUUGGGGCGGAGCCUAAGGUAAGGAGUCAGAAACGGGGAGUAACCAAGCUGCAGCUUUUAUAUAAGGUCAGUGGUAGGUAAGGAAGGGGCCAUUACCUCUGCUGGUGACCAGACGGCUGCAUUUCUGAAUUCUCCUUAAUUCCCAUUACUUAGAUUUGAAAGAAGACAACACUAAACCACAAAUAUACAACAAGAAGGCCAUUUUCUCAAACAAUAGUCAGCCUUUAACAUGUUUCAGGAUGAUUCUUGUCCCUGGAUGUCAGCUGUCAUGAUGGGAGAGGAAUUGGUAAAUUCCCAGAAAUUACCAUGGUUGACACAGAGAUGCCAUUCUGGCCCACCAACUUUGGGAUCAGCUCCGUGGAUCUCUCCGUAAUGGACGACCACUCCCACUCCUUUGACAUCAAGCCCUUCACUACUGUUGACUUCUCCAGCAUUUCUACUCCACACUAUGAAGACAUUCCAUUCACAAGAGCAGAUCCGAUGGUUGCAGAUUAUAAGUAUGACCUGAAACUUCAAGAGUACCAAAGUGCAAUCAAAGUGGAACCUGCAUCUCCACCUUAUUAUUCUGAGAAGACUCAGCUCUACAGUAAGCCUCAUGAAGAGGCUUCCAACUCCCUCAUGGCAAUCGAAUGUCGUGUCUGUGGAGAUAAAGCUUCUGGGUUCCACUACGGAGUUCAUGCUUGUGAAGGAUGCAAGGGUUUCUUCCGGAGGACAAUCAGAUUGAAGCUUAUCUAUGACAGGUGUGACCUUAACUGUCGGAUCCACAAAAAAAGUAGAAAUAAAUGUCAGUACUGUCGGUUUCAGAAAUGCCUUGCAGUAGGGAUGUCUCAUAAUGCCAUCAGGUUUGGGCGGAUGCCACAGGCCGAGAAGGAGAAGCUGUUGGCGGAGAUCUCCAGUGAUAUCGACCAGCUGAACCCAGAGUCUGCUGACCUCCGGGCCCUGGCAAAACAUUUGUAUGACUCAUACAUAAAGUCCUUCCCGCUGACCAAAGCAAAGGCGAGGGCGAUCUUGACAGGAAAGACAACAGACAAAUCACCAUUCGUUAUCUAUGACAUGAAUUCCUUAAUGAUGGGAGAAGAUAAGAUCAAGUUCAAACACAUCACCCCGCUGCAGGAGCAGAGCAAAGAGGUGGCCAUCCGCAUCUUUCAGGGCUGCCAGUUCCGCUCGGUGGAGGCUGUGCAGGAGAUCACAGAGUAUGCCAAAAGCAUUCCUGGUUUUGUAAACCUUGACUUGAACGACCAAGUAACUCUCCUCAAAUAUGGAGUCCACGAGAUCAUUUACACAAUGCUGGCCUCCUUGAUGAAUAAGGAUGGGGUUCUCAUAUCCGAGGGCCAGGGCUUCAUGACAAGGGAGUUUCUAAAGAGCCUGCGAAAGCCUUUUGGUGACUUUAUGGAGCCCAAGUUUGAGUUUGCUGUGAAGUUCAAUGCACUGGAAUUAGAUGACAGUGACUUGGCAAUAUUUAUUGCUGUCAUUAUUCUCAGUGGAGACCGCCCAGGUUUGCUGAAUGUGAAGCCCAUUGAAGACAUACAAGACAACCUGCUACAAGCCCUGGAGCUCCAGCUGAAGCUGAACCACCCUGAGUCCUCUCAGCUAUUUGCCAAGCUGCUCCAGAAAAUGACAGACCUCAGACAGAUUGUCACAGAACACGUGCAGCUCCUGCAGGUGAUCAAGAAGACAGAGACGGACAUGAGUCUGCACCCCCUCCUGCAGGAGAUCUACAAGGACUUGUACUAGCAGAGUCCUGAGCCACUGCCAACAUUUCCCUUCUUGUAGUUGCACUAUCCUGAGGGAAAAUCUGACACCUAAGAAAUUUACUGUGAAAAAGCAUUUUAAAAAGAAAAGGUUUUAGGAUAUGAUCUAUUUUAUGCAUAUUGUUUAUAAAGACACAUUUACAAUUUACUUUUAAUAUUAAAAAUUAUCAUAUUAUGAAAUUGCUGAGAGUA
Molecule: messenger RNA, 2082 nt
Organism: Cebus imitator (Panamanian white-faced capuchin)
Lineage: Eukaryota; Metazoa; Chordata; Mammalia; Primates; Cebidae
Gene: PPARG
Product: peroxisome proliferator activated receptor gamma
Exons: 9
Coding region: 446-1873 (475 amino acids)
Biological process (GO): regulation of lipid metabolic process; cell differentiation; negative regulation of inflammatory response
Cellular component (GO): nucleus
Molecular function (GO): RNA polymerase II cis-regulatory region sequence-specific DNA binding; nuclear receptor activity; zinc ion binding
Source: RefSeq, a predicted model, not a curated record